This is a messenger RNA of Cajanus cajan (pigeon pea), 1292 nucleotides long. Its product is annotated as short-chain dehydrogenase TIC 32, chloroplastic. The record is from RefSeq and is a predicted model, not a curated record. NCBI's taxonomy places the organism in Eukaryota, Viridiplantae, Streptophyta, Magnoliopsida, Fabales, Fabaceae.
CACACGCGCGUGCGUGCGACUUCUUGUUCUAACACUAGAUCCGCAAAGUCUGGCUUUUGCGAACAAAACGACAUGAUGUGGUGGCCGUUGAGGCGAAAAGAAGGUUCAGGCUUUUCAUCUUGUUCGACUGCAGAGGAAGUUACCGAAGGAAUCGAUGCCACUGCUGUCACUGCUAUCAUCACAGGGGCAUCCUGUGGUAUUGGUGCUGAGACAGCCCGUGUUCUUGCUAUGCGCGGUGCCCAUUUAAUUAUGGGGGUGAGAAAUAUGAAUGCUGCAAAACAUGUUAAAGAAGCAAUACUUAAGGAGAUUUCCACAGCUAAGGUUGAUGUCAUGGAUUUAGACCUUAGUUCAAUGGCAUCUGUUCGGAAAUUUGCAUCAGAGUUCAUUUCAUCUGGUCUUCCAUUAAACAUUCUGAUAAACAAUGCAGGAAUAUUUGGAACCCCUUUCAUGCUGUCUGAAGACAACAUUGAACUACAAUUUGCUACAAAUCACUUGGGUCAUUUUCUUUUAACAAAUCUGUUAUUGGAUACUAUGAAGAAAACAGCACAUGAAAGUAAGAAACAAGGAAGAAUUGUUAAUGUUUCCUCACAGGGUCAUCACUUCACCUAUCGAGAAGGCAUCCUUUUUGAUAAAAUUAAUGAUCAAUCAAGUUAUCAGAAAUUUCGUGCAUAUGGACAGUCAAAGCUGGCUAACAUUUUACAUGCUAAUGAACUUGCAAGACUUCUUAAGGAAGAUGGGGUAGAUAUCACUGCCAAUUCUCUUCAUCCAGGAGCCAUUUCCACCAAUAUUCAUCGUCACAACAGUGUGUUGACUGCCCUUCCAGGUGUAGUUAAUAUGUUGCUGCGUUUGUUCAUUAAAAAUGUCCAGCAGGGAGCAGCAACAACAUGUUAUGUAGCAUUGCACCCACAAGUGACAGGAAUUAGUGGCGCGUAUUUUGCAGACAGUAAUCUUUCCAAAGCAAACUCACUUGGAAGAGACACUGACUUAGCUAAGAAACUUUGGGACUUCAGCAUGAAUUUGAUCAAGUAGAAAUUCACAAUACUUGAUGUGAUGGCCAUUGUCGAUGCAGAUGGCACACAUCUUAGUGAAUGGAAAAAGUCCAUGAUAUUAUUAUGUAUAUUUUUCCAUUUUUUAAUGAGAUUCACAUUUUUGGUGGUCCUAUGCAAGGAAUUUACACCAACAUAUGUUGUUUCUUUUCAUAAGUAUUUUCUUUUGGAAUAACAUUGCUCUAGAUAGCAUCAAGCAUUAAACGUGACAAUCUCUCCAAAUAAAGAUUCAAAUUCAGUUUGUUC